Calypte anna (Anna's hummingbird) is the source of this 3360-nucleotide messenger RNA. RefSeq names its product myelin transcription factor 1 (gene MYT1). Gene Ontology annotation, biological process: regulation of transcription by RNA polymerase II. The record is from RefSeq and is a predicted model, not a curated record. The transcript has 22 exons. Gene Ontology annotation, molecular function: RNA polymerase II cis-regulatory region sequence-specific DNA binding; DNA-binding transcription factor activity, RNA polymerase II-specific; zinc ion binding. The coding region runs from base 1 to 3360 and encodes 1119 amino acids. NCBI's taxonomy places the organism in Eukaryota, Metazoa, Chordata, Aves, Apodiformes, Trochilidae. Gene Ontology annotation, cellular component: nucleus.
AUGAGUUUAGAAAAUGAUGAUAAGAGAGCACGCACACGAUCAAAGUCUGUCAGAGGUCCUCUUGCCACUACCCCAGCAGCUCUGAGCUGCCCAACCCCUGGCUGCAAUGGCUCAGGACACAUCCGUGGAAAGUAUGCAAGACACAGAAGUUUACAGAGCUGCCCCCUGGCAAAGAAGAGGAAACUCCAGGAUGCAGAAGCCGAGCAUCUGGUGUCCAAGAGAAAAUCCCAUCCCCUCAAGCUGGCCCUGGAUGAAGGCUACAACGUCGACAGCGAUGGCAGUGAGGAAGCUGAGGUGAAGGAGGAGUCGGGCUCCGAGGAGUCAGAAGGGACCUUGGAGGAGGAGGAGGCGGUGGAGCAGGAGGAGACCCAGAGCCCCGAGCCAGCAGAAGGGAGAAGCCCAGCAACCCCAUCCCAUUAUGGACAAGCCUCAGCCACCAGUACAUCAGGGCCCAGCAAGGGCAGCUACAGCACCUAUCAAGAAAUCAUCGCCAACUCCCUCCUCAACCUGGGCCAGAUAGCAGAGGAGACCCUGGCCAUCGAAGGGCAGCUGCCUGAACCCGAGCUGCAGGUCCCCAAACCUCCCCCCAACGUCGUGCACUUGGUCCACGAGGACCCGGGAGAGGAGCUGGGGGAGGAGGAGUGUGACAAGGACAUCAUCAUCCAGACGGAGGACGCCGAGGAGGUCAUCGAGGUGACCAGCGAGCGCAGCAGCGAGGUGGGUCCUGAGCACAGGGAUGAGGAUGGGAACUGUGAGGAGUCCUGCAAAGUGCAGAAGGCUGAAGCAGAGGAAGAGGAGGAGGAAGAGGAGGAGGAGGAAGAGGAGGAUGAAGAGGAGGAGGAGGAAGAGGAAGAAGAGGAGGAGGAUGAAGAGGAAGAAGAAGAGGAGGAGGAGGAAGAGGAGGAGGAGAUGGCUCCUGAAGUGAUCUGUGAAGAAGCUCCUCACACUUCUCAGGACACCCAAAAAAGCCACUGUGAGGGGCAGUUCAGCCCCAAGCCUGAGUACUCUGUCAUCGUGGAGGUCCGGUCAGAUGAUGACAAAGAUGAUGACGCCCGUUCCCAGAAAUCAGCAGUGACAGAUGAGUCGGAGAUGUACGACAUGAUGACCAGGGGCAACCUGGGGCUGCUGGAACAAGCCAUUGCCCUGAAAGCUGAGCAGGUGAAAAUCGUCCGGGAGCCCAGCCGGGUGCCAGGAGAACACGUGAAGCACUUCCAGGUGGAUGAGAAACAGGGAAAACCCUUGGACAGCAUCCGGAAGAGCUACUAUGGCAAAGAUCCUUCGAGACCUGAGAAGAGAGAAAUCAAAUGUCCAACUCCUGGCUGUGAUGGGACUGGCCACGUCACAGGGCUCUACCCCCACCACCGCAGCCUCUCUGGUUGUCCCCACAAGGACAGGAUCCCACCCGAGAUCCUGGCCAUGCAUGAGAACGUGUUGAAAUGCCCCACUCCAGGCUGCACGGGACAGGGACACGUCAACAGCAACCGCAACACUCACAGGAGUUUAUCUGGGUGCCCCAUUGCUGCUGCUGAAAAAUUAGCCAAAUCACAUGAAAAGCAACAAACCCAGUCUGGUGAUCCUUCAAAGACCAGCUCCAAUUCUGACCGGAUACUCAGGCCUAUGUGUUUUGUGAAGCAACUGGAGAUUCCCCAGUAUGGAAGCUACCGGCCCAACAUGGUCCCAGCAACCCCCCGGGCCAACCUAGCCAAGGAGCUGGAGAAAUACUCCAAGGUCACCUUCGAUUAUGCAAGUUUUGAUGCUCAGGUUUUUGGCAAACGCAUGCUUGCCCCAAAGAUUCAGACUAACGAAACCUCACCUAAAGCCUUUAAAUGCUUCGACUACUCCCACGACGCCGAGGCUGCACACAUGGCUGCCACUGCCAUCCUCAACCUCUCCACACGCUGCUGGGAAAUGCCAGAAAAUCUCAGCACCAAGCAGCAAGAGACCCCCAGCAAGUCCAUGGACAUCGAGGUGGAUGAAAACGGGACCCUGGACUUGAGUAUGAACAAGCACCGCAAACGGGAGAGCACCUUCCCCAGCAGCAGCAGCUGCAGCAGCAGUCCCAGUAUGAAGUCCCCAGAUGUGUCCCAGCGCCAAAACAGCACCAGUACCACCAGCAGCACCAUGACCUCCCCCCAGUCCAGCCAGACCUCCCGCCAGGAUGAAUGGGAUGGGCCCAUUGACUACACUAAACCCAACCGUCAGCGGGAAGAGGAGCCGGAGGAGUCAGAGCCUGCUGCCCACUCUUUUGCCUCCUCGGAAGCUGAUGAGCAAGAAGUGUCAGAGGAAAACUUUGAAGAACGAAAAUACCCCGGGGAAGUUACCUUAACCAACUUCAAGCUCAAAUUCCUCUCCAAGGACAUCAAGAAAGAGCUGCUCACUUGCCCAACCCCAGGCUGUGAUGGCAGUGGACACAUAACAGGGAACUAUGCCUCUCACCGCAGCCUUUCUGGUUGUCCUCUUGCUGACAAGAGCCUCAGAAACCUCAUGGCUGCCCACUCUGCUGACCUCAAGUGCCCUACUCCUGGUUGUGAUGGCUCUGGUCACAUAACAGGAAAUUAUGCAUCCCAUAGAAGUCUGUCAGGCUGCCCUCGUGCCAAGAAAAGUGGGAUCAAGAUCACCCCGACCAAGGAUGACAAAGAAGACCCCGAGCUGAUGAAGUGCCCUGUUCCUGGCUGUGUUGGGCUUGGACACAUCAGUGGCAAAUAUGCUUCCCACCGGAGCGCCUCGGGAUGUCCCCUGGCAGCCCGCAGGCAGAAGGAAGGAUCCCUCAAUGGCUCCUCCUUUUCUUGGAAGUCACUGAAGAAUGAAGGCCCAACCUGUCCAACCCCGGGCUGUGAUGGCUCUGGCCAUGCCAAUGGGAGCUUCCUCACUCACAGAAGUUUGUCAGGGUGUCCAAGAGCUACUUUUGCUGGGAAGAAAGGAAAACUCUCAGGGGAUGAAAUUCUCAACACAAAGUUCAAGACCAGUGAUGUUCUGGAGAAUGAUGAAGAGAUCAAGCAGCUGAACAAGGAGAUCAGUGAGCUGAAUGAAUCCAACUCGGAGAUGGAAGCAGCCAUGGUGAAACUGCAGUCACAGAUCUCCACCAUGGAGAAGAACCUGAAGAACAUUGAGGAGGAGAACAAAAUCAUAGAGGAGCAAAACGAAGCCCUGUUCCUGGAGCUCUCAGGGUUGAGCCAGGCUCUCAUCCAAAGUCUUGCCAAUAUCCGCCUUCCGCACAUGGAGCCAAUUAGUGAGCAGAACUUCGAUGCAUACGUGAACACACUGACUGACAUGUACACCAACCAGGAGUGCUACCAGAACCCUGAGAACAAGGACCUGCUGGAGAGCAUCAAGCAAGCUGUCAAGGGCAUCCAGGUUUAG